AUGCGGUGGAGGUUCGCGGCCCUGCAGCUGCUGUUGCUGCUGACACUGCUCCUCGCGGUCGCGCAUCUGACCACCGCGCAGUCGGACCCCUCGGUCCACGACGAACUCGAUGACGCCGACGACCUCGAGCGGCUGGAGGCCUUGCUGGACGAGGCUGAGCGGUUGGGGAUCGAGCUCAGCGCGGACGACGCCGUCGACGAGUUGGCGGGUCUGGCGCGGGACGAUGUGCCCACGGAGGACGUGGAUGAUACCCCGCCGAAAAAGGCGACGAAACCCGUCGUCCAACAGCCGGAACCCGCGCCCGCGAAGAAGGUCGAGCCCGUGAAGACGAAGGCGGCCGAGGCGAAAAACGCGGAUCCCUCCGCCCAGCCCGCGCCCCCCAAAACGCCGCCGAAGGAGGACCCCGACGCCGCCGCGCGACGGACGGCGAAGAGGCUGGAGGAGCUGGAGAAAAAACGCGCGGACGACGUCCGGCGCGCGGAGGAGGAGACCGCCAGACGAGGGGCGCAGAGGCGGGCGGAUGCGAAAGCCGAGGCGGACGCGAAUGCGAAUGCGCAGGCGGAUGCCCACGCCCGGGUCGCCGAUCCGGACCCGACGGAGGACGACGUCGCGCCCGCGCCCGCCCCGCGCGCCCGCAUGCUUCUCGACGAGUCCGGCGAGGGGUACGCCGCCGACGCGGCCGCGAGGGCGCAGCUCGAGAGGGACGCGGCGCGGCGGUCGCUGCUCACGCUCUCCGUCUCUGGCGAUAACACGCGGUGGGUGGGCUUCGAGGAUAUGCCCCAGCGCUACCGCGAGCAGAGGAGCGGGCCGGAGGUUCGCAUCGCGCGGGACCACGGCAACACGCAGGUGACCAGACCGGGCGGGUACUGGCAGGCGGCCAGGUUCAACAAGGUUGAGCGGCCGUCGCGUUCUCGGCUGCCCGCCAAUUUCGGCCGGGGCAGCGGCGAGGGUACCCUCUCCGGUCCCCGCGCCGGGAUCAAUCAGCACGAUCGCGUCGGGAUCAACAAGGCGUCGGGCUGGCCCGGUCGAUUGCACGACUCGCAGCGGGGCACCGACGCCUACCCGGCGAUGGACACGAGGGACAACGUCGGCACGCACGUCCAGCCCUUCGUCAAGGGCGUCACGUCUUACUCGCCCAACAGAAGGUACCAGAACUACCAGUACAGGAACCAGUUCCAGACGUCCUACUUGACGUGCGGCACCGGCGCGAGCCUCAAGACGACGUCGUACCCCUCGAACGGCGCGUCCCUGUGCGACAGCGGAAACGGCGGGAGGUUUGUAAACGUCGUCGGGACGCACUCGCUCAAGGCUGGCGAUUAUGUCACGUUCAGCGGCGUCCUCGGGGCGGACAGCGCGGAUCUCAACAACAAGGCGUUCAAGGUUGCCGUCGUGGGAGCCAACAUGAACAACUUCUCGGUCAUCUCCGGCAUCGACGCCACGUCCAAGAAGUGGGACGUGAGCAGCGCGUACGUCACCAAGCUCAAGACGACGACGGCGGCUAACCCGCACCCGCUCGUCUCCGAGAGCGACUGGUCGUACGAGGAGGGCGAUAAGAUCUACUUCUUCGUCACCUUCAACGAGGCGGUGCAGGUCACGGGGAUUCCGCGGCUGCUGUUGAACACCGGGAACCACUUCGAGGCUGGCGCGGCUGACGCGUACGCCACGUUCAUCGGCGGCGGCUUUGGCGAGAAGAAGACGUUUUGGAAAAACAACGAACGAAGCCCGCUCAAGAACCCCAUGGAGCCCAACUCGUGGUACGAGGACGUGUAUCACGUCAACGACGGGGGCUGCACCAUGCGCGGGUUCCAGGGCGACACCGACGAGGUCACCGCCGCGACGGUUCCCGACUGCGCCACGUACAGCGGCGUGACCAAGACGGCGAACGCGAAGGUCCGGACCCGCCGUGUGCACUCGUUCAAGAUGGGCGACCUCGUCAUCAUCCAGGGGGUCACCGGCAAGGACGCGCACUUGCUCAACAAGCAGCACACGAUCGGAUCCGUGGCGUCCACGGGCGCGAGCGGGAACGACCUGUUUACGUUUAUUCCUCCGUUGGAUCUGAGCGACGGUGACGUCGAGUUUGACGCGCGCUUCGCCGUCGUCGGCCGCGCGAGCAUCGGCGCGUCCUGCCGCGCGGCCGGCGUCGGGGACAGGUCGUCGCACGGCGAGAACUUUUGCAUGUUCUCCCACGACACCAGGUACUCGCUCCCGGUGUCCGAAUCCACGCUGUUGGACCACACGAGAUACGCGCAGCAGCUCCCGGGUCAGCCGGGCCGGUUUGGCAUCGGCAACACGGGCGGCGGCGCGACCUUUGCCGUCGCCGCCGAGGAGGGCGGGAGCGUCGUGAACACCCGGAAAGAGUUCCAGUACGCGGAGGACCGCACGGAGCAGUACAUGGACAACGUUCUCGCCUUCGAAUACGUCGUCCAGUCCGACAACGCCUACGACCAGUCCGAGACUGGGCUCGGCUCCACGUCGGGCCAGGAGCACCUCUCCGUGGACCUGGACUACGCCGGCAAGGACGCGCUGGAUCUCAACGGCGGGACGGUUAAGCGCGCGUGCGCCAACAUCUUCCAGGUCAAGUCCAUCGACUGCUCGGGCAACGCGACGAUCGAGGUGUACGGCAAGCACAGGCUGCUGCCCGGCGACAUCGUGCAGCUCGAGGGUAUCGACGCCGCCGACGCCGUGAGCGACGCGACGAUCGCCUCUGACAUUCGCCACGAGAUGAACCGUCAGCACGUGGUCCACGCGCUUCCCCUCGACGCGGGGACGUCGCUCGACAGGGUGGACUGGGCCAGCAUCUGGGACGCGUCGCCUCCGUGGGGGUCGGACGUGAGCAAGUUUCAGAUCAAGCUCGACACCGCGAGCACGACGGCUUCCACGAAGCUCUGCGGCGACAACGGAAACGAGGCUCAGUUCAAGGUGACCCGAACCAAGUCCAUCGCGCGACGCAAGCGCAGCUACCUGGGCGACGGAAGCCAGUGCAAGUUUGUCGACGCGGAUCUCAAGCUGCCCACGCCGGGGGACAAGAUGAAGGGUUCGAGCGGAUUUGUCCAGUCGCUCUCGUUCAACAAGGACAUCACCGUCGGCCGCGCGUACGUCACCAACGUCACCACGGACGCGCCGCCGGGGAUAUACGGGUACAACGACGGCUACGGCGUCCGCGCGGGUGCCGCCAUCAACUUUGGCACCCCCGACAUCGUCGACGUGAAGGUUUCCUUCUCGGAACCCGUGCUCGCGUCGUGCGGCGAAGACGACGACAAGUGGUCGGCGCCCGAGCAGUACCCGGGGCUGCGCAUGAGGGUGUGCACGUCCAUCAAGCUCGUGCUCGCCACGUUGGACGGCGCCACCGCCGGGGAUGCCAACGAAGACAGCACGACGGGUACCUUUGGCGAUGAGAAGUUUCCUACGUCGUUUCUGUAUCAGACGGAUUACGACGCGCCAAACGUGCUCAACUUUAGGUACGUCCCCCGGCGCGGGGAUAGCACCGCGGCGCUCCAGUACGUGCGUCAGACUUCGCUGGAGGUUGGGUGCGCGGAGAUGGACGGCGCGACGUGUGUAUCCAUGUCGCACGUGAGGAGGAUCGCGGAUAACAAACCCGCGGGGCUGAAGCUGCCGCCGACGAGCAGGGACGCCGGGGCGUGCGCGCCGUCGACGAACCUCGCGGGGGAACAGCUGUGUCCGGGCGCCACCGUCGGUUCGCCCACGGCUGACCACAGGUACAGCCUGGCGGGUCAGAAGACCAUCGUCGUCAACGCGGUGUUCUAG
Molecule: messenger RNA, 3765 nt
Organism: Micromonas commoda
Lineage: Eukaryota; Viridiplantae; Chlorophyta; Mamiellophyceae; Mamiellales; Mamiellaceae
Exons: 1
Coding region: 1-3765 (1254 amino acids)
Source: RefSeq, a predicted model, not a curated record